Messenger RNA from Botrytis fragariae, 1227 nucleotides. RefSeq lists its product as uncharacterized. The transcript has 2 exons. The record is from RefSeq and is a predicted model, not a curated record. The coding region runs from base 1 to 1227 and encodes 408 amino acids. Lineage: Eukaryota; Fungi; Ascomycota; Leotiomycetes; Helotiales; Sclerotiniaceae.
AUGGGCGGCGCUCUUCCUGCACGACCCGAACCCCCCAAAUAUGCAACAUUUGAAGUGGGCAAAAAUGGCCUCGCGGUCGAUCCGCCAAAGACUAUCUCAGAAGAUGCAUUACCGCCUAUGCCGACAUGGGAAAAUUCGAGCAAAGUACAUGUAAAUGAUGAUGAGAAAGGUGAUAUGGGCAUGGAAUUGAAGGAGCUAGAUCCUGUCACGGGACAGAAGAUGCCAUUGAUGAACGGAGGUGUCGCCAAUAGUCAUCCCAAUAGCCCAGCGGUUGGACCAGGGGAAAGCCCUUAUGGAAGACAACCUCAGGGUAUGAACAAUGGGUUUAUGAAUUCACAGGAUCCAUAUAACCAAAGUCAAGUCAAUUUAGGAGGAAAUGGAAUGGGCAGAGGAUAUGGCCUAGGAGGAACGCCGAAUCCAGGAAUGCCCAUUGAUCCGCUCAUAGGCUAUAGAGGAACGCCGCCUCCAAUGGGCCCGGGUAAUCAACAAGAUGGGAUGGGAUACAGAGGGACACCAGGACCUGGAUCAGCAAUCGGAAUGGGAAAUGCAGGUAUGGGAUAUAGAGGAACGCCUCCACCUGGUGGUCGAGGAUAUCGCGGUGCACCUUCACCGGGCCCAGGAAUGAAUCGUGGGCCAGGGCAAUUUAGGGGUGGACCCUCUCCAGCACCAAGCCGAGGAUAUGGAGGACCACCUCAGAAUCAAGACUUUGAACCAACUAUGCCACAAGAAUUUAUUUCCAGUGGCGGUUUCAAUGAUUCUCCAGUCUCGGCAUACGGUCAAGCAGAACCAAUGUACGAUAAUCGACCAUACCCAGCCCAACCAUCACGUCAGUUUUCCAACGAUUCCUCGAGGCCAUUGAACCAAGGAAGAUCAUACACCAACAACACUGAGCAGUCGUAUCAAUCCUAUCAAUCAGAUGAUUCCUCCAAUGGACCUGGACCAAAUGGACCGAAUAGAAUGAUGUCACCGGGCCCGCAGGUGGGAGGUUAUGGUGGUCCGCAACAAAGAGGAUUUAACAAUCAUUCACCUGCACCACCACUGCAACAACAAUCUGUGUUUGGACAGGGACAGGAUAAUUACGACCGCGGGGCGCAGAGGAGUAUGACAAGAAGUCCCCCACAGCAGCCAGAGGCAUCAGUGUAUCCGGGAUACAAACCUUAUGCUCCACCAGAGCCGGAGGCACCAGCAUAUCCAGGAUACAAACCCUACACACCAGCUCCUAGAUAG